Loa loa (African eye worm) is the source of this 188-nucleotide messenger RNA. RefSeq lists its product as hypothetical. The transcript has a single exon. The record is from RefSeq and is a predicted model, not a curated record. The annotation marks the transcript as partial. Lineage: Eukaryota; Metazoa; Nematoda; Chromadorea; Rhabditida; Onchocercidae.
AAGUUAUACCACAAUUAUCAUCACCACAAACUAGCAAAUUUAAAUGCUUACCAAAUGGUUGCUGUGAUGAACAUCAAUGGUGCCGUUUUUGGGCAUCAAUUGGUGAAUGUACGGCAAAUCCGGAUUGGAUGACCGGAAAUUGUCAAUUAGCGUGUAAUACGUGUAAUGUUGGCAAACAACAAGGUUAA